Candidozyma auris is the source of this 1419-nucleotide messenger RNA. RefSeq lists its product as uncharacterized. NCBI's taxonomy places the organism in Eukaryota, Fungi, Ascomycota, Pichiomycetes, Serinales, Metschnikowiaceae. Bases 1 to 1419 code for a protein of 472 amino acids. Gene Ontology annotation, biological process: proteasome assembly. The transcript has a single exon. Gene Ontology annotation, molecular function: proteasome binding. The record is from RefSeq and is a predicted model, not a curated record.
AUGUCGUCUGCGUUGAAAAACCUUGCUGCCUUGAAGAGGAACAUCACCAGAAGAAUCAAACAGGCGCUCGAGGACCUCAGGGAGAACUUGGAUCAUGAAGGCUACGGCAUUAGAAAUAACCCUGUUCCGGCCCGGAUCCCGGUCACUGUGCCCGUGGGGGGCCGCUCCCGAGGGUUUAGAAGAAUGAAUUUUGGUGGGUGCACCAGAAAUUACAGCACAUUUUUCGGUGCCAACCAUCUGUUUGGCUGGAGCUGUCGCAGCAUGUUUUACCACAAGUUUGGCUUUUUUGGGAGAAACUCCAUGAAAUUCAGGUUCCAGCAUUUCCGCUUCAUGAGCCAGUUCUGCCCGUUCAGUAGAUUUGGUCAACAUUUUAGUCCUAGAGGGCCCCGAAUGUCACUCAUGGCGCAGAAUUUCACCGCUCGAAGCCAUUAUCAUUCGCUGAAUGUCUUCAGGCUAUACAACGUUCCCACCCUUACACAUUUGUCGCAACAGAAUUACUCUGGUUACGGAGACGAUGACAACUGUGGUUUGCACAUGGGUGUACAGAAUGCUGUGGGUCAGCUUUUGAUGAAAAAGGACCAAGGUGUAGCCUUUUCAGCUGGAAAGGAGGCCUUGGACUGUCUUAAGGAAGCAGCUGCCGAAGCAGUUCAUGUUGUCCCCUCGACUAUAAGAGUGAACCUUCUGUGCUCUCCAAAGUAUCAUGAGAUUGUCAAGAAACUUGCCGGUUGGGUUUCCAGUGUGACGCAGUCUUCAGAGGACAGUAGUGUACCUCAUGCCUCCUCUGCAUCUAGGGGAGUUUACGUGGACUUCAAGUUUGGUCCUCGAAUGCUUGUGCCCGAGACAACUGUGCUCAGUGCCGAUGUUGUGGAAGAAAUGAUAGGUGGCUUGCAGAGGUAUCAGCAGAAGCUUGCGGAAGUACAACAAGACUUGGCUCGCUUGAGUGAAUUAGGUGAGUUACCUGUGCAAGUUUUGGCUGAAGAAGGAGUGAUUCGUGUUUUCUUCCCCAACUGCGACAGAGAGAGACUCGAGAUGCUUUUGGUGGAGAAAAACGUCUCUGGCGGCGUCAUCCAUGAGGGAGAUCCAGGUGCUGGCACCUAUGACUCUGUCAUCUCUCUGGAGUCUUUUUUCCAGCUGGAGUAUGAUUUCUCCGACAGUGAAGGUGCUGGAUAUCCAGUGUCUUCGAACGAAGGUGCAUCUGGUGGCACAAGCUGGUACUUGAGCACCUUUACCUCUCUGGACGCAGGCAUGCCGCUGCCUCUGCUUGACUCUGGCAGCACUGCCAGCUCCGGAGAGAUCCUCUCACUGAGCCUGGAGCAGAAGAUUGUCCAUUUGGAUGAGCCCGAUGUUUUUCAAAACACCAACCCACCUCUGCUUGAGUCUGUCCACAUUGUAGAGGCCGAGCCAAUGUGGGCGAUGUAA